AUGGCCACGCGCGCCGCGCGGUCGACGAGGGAGGUCCCCCCGCGCUCGCCUCCGAUGUUGUCAUCGCCACAGCGGACCAGUUCGAGGCCGCCGUCGAGAACUCCUCCUCCCAGACCAUCCUCAGGGGCCUGUGGGGCAACCGGGCCGCCGCGGAGGAGCGGGUCAGUGACCUCCUUGCCGCCGAAUGGGCCGUCGAAGCUCGUGACGGCGGCUGAGCGGAUCGUCGGGGAUGGGGCCGUCGAGACAUGGUGUGCCGCGGAUGAGGCCACUCAUGCCAACUUCUGCAUCUUGGCUGGGGACGAAAAAACACGUGAGAUUCUCGCCAAACUAGAACCUUCCUCCAGCGCAAAUCCAAUUUCAACACCAGCUGUUGAGAAGGCGAUUGACGCACUCAAAACAAGCUGUGCUGACCUCCACAGUGUUGUGGAUGAUCCGCUUCCAGCUGCGAAGGCAGUUGCAGAUGAGGUAUUGGCUGCAAGGAUGGAUAAAGGAGUUAGCUUGAAUGCUGAAGAAGUAGGAGGUCAGCCAACAACUUGUGGUGCUGCAGGCCCGAGUACUCUUAAUGAUAAAGACCAUGGUCCAAGUAGAGGCAAACCUCAUAACCUUAUGGAUCGGAACCCAACAGCACGGACCCCUCAAUGGGAGGAUUCACCUGAUCUUGAGGGGUCAGAAUCAUCAUUACGCAGACCACGCUUGCCUAGCCCAAGGAGAAUGCCACCUUCUCCUUUGCCACCGCCAGAAAACAAAAAUAAGCGUAGAAGGGCAAGGAAGUGGAGCUUGUUAGAAGAUGAAACACUGAGUAAGGGUGUUCAACAGUAUGGUAUAGGCAAUUGGAGGGAUAUUUUAACUAACAAUCUUGACGUUUUUAUCGGCAGAACAACGGUGGACUUGAAGGAUAAGUGGAGGAAUAUGCAUCCGUUUGGCUGCCUGUAA
Miscanthus lutarioriparius is the source of this 933-nucleotide messenger RNA. The record is from the annotation of a GenBank genome assembly. Lineage: Eukaryota; Viridiplantae; Streptophyta; Magnoliopsida; Poales; Poaceae.